AUGUCUCGAUUCGCUUGUCUUUUGGCUGUAGCUGGCGCUACCUCAGCUCAACUUACAUUAGACGGUAUCAGAUGUGGCCAGCUCACCUGUCGGCUUGAUGAAUACUGUUCACCAGAGACCAACCGUUGCGCACCAUGCGAUAUCGUCUGCAACAAGACACACCACAAUUAUGAUUCCGGCCUCUGUAUCAAGGAGUGUCAAGGUUACUUGCUGGACUUAAGAUAUAUGCUAAGAUCAGAAGAGAGUCGCCCGCCAUCUGAUAUCAGUGCGGUCCAGCGACAAGCUCAAACCGCUCUCAUAGUGAGCAGUGUGGCUCUUGCUGUUUUGCUGCUCAUCGUUAUAAUACUAUGCAGAGCAAGGCUUUCUUGGCGCUACAUCAAACAGAAGCUUCAGCCCUCGAAGAAUCGCGUAAAGCAAUAUCCGGGGGAUCUCACGCAUCAUAACCCGCACGCUGAAUUGCCGAAACCGAAACCCGACUUAAGGCUAGAAAUUCGAAACCCAGAGCCGCCAAAACGUCAAAAUCAACAACCUCUUAACGUGAGGGACUUGGACAACAGAGGAACACAAACCGAGAAAAGCCAAGGCGCAACGACACCGAAAACUAUAAGCACCACCUUAAGUAACAGGCACCCUGCUGAAGACACGACUUUAGAUUAUACAUACGAUAAUAUGGGUAUGAACGUGACGCCCCCAGAGCAACCGGCCACUAGUCAUAGAUUC
Molecule: messenger RNA, 720 nt
Organism: Brenthis ino (lesser marbled fritillary)
Lineage: Eukaryota; Metazoa; Arthropoda; Insecta; Lepidoptera; Nymphalidae
Source: the annotation of a GenBank genome assembly